GUCUGAGCAGACGAACAAGUCUUCACAGUCUAGGAUGGAACGAAUGGAAGCCACAAAUUCAGGAAAGAAGCCGGAUCUACAAGUUUUGUUAAAGCUUGAUACAGUGGAAAAUGAAAUAGUACUUGCUGAGGUUUCACGAUUACUGCCUCAACAAGAUAAAGAAAUUAUCGAUUGGAAAAAAUUGGUACGUAUUUGCAAAGAUUGUUUUGAUGAACGAUAUAACAUUUUUUUUGAUGGAAGGGAUGAUACUACCGAUAUAGCCAGAUUGAUAAAUGUCAAGUUAAAGAAAGUUCCUGUUUUAGGUAUCCAAGUAAUACGAGAUCGUGUAGUCAUUUCUGCAUUAGACUUAUUUGAAGAUGAUUUUUAUCGGACCGAGACUGACAAACUUAUAUUUAGAAUUACAGAAUUAGAAUAUGCUAAGGAAGAGAAUAUUAAACUUAAAGCCGAAGUAGCAAAACUAAGGCAUGACUUUGGAGAAAUCAAACUACAGACCCAAGUUAUUACUAACAAAAAGGAUAUACCUUCUACAGAUAUUUCACACUCUCCGGCAAAUAAAACCACUAGUCAUAUGACUUUAAAAACAGAGAAUAAUCAUUCUUAUAUGAUUCCAGCCAAGUCUAAAAAGUUAUCAGAAACCAAAGUAAGUAAGGAAGCCAAGAAAACAUUACCAGAAACUAAGGUAAGUGAGGAAACUAAAGAAAUUUCUAUCAAAAAUCGUGCUGAUCAAACUAAUGCAAAG
Molecule: messenger RNA, 739 nt
Organism: Dentiscutata erythropus
Lineage: Eukaryota; Fungi; Glomeromycota; Glomeromycetes; Diversisporales; Gigasporaceae
Source: the annotation of a GenBank genome assembly